Tupaia belangeri chinensis (Chinese tree shrew) is the source of this 1940-nucleotide messenger RNA. It is a transcript of the gene FTCD, whose product is annotated as formimidoyltransferase cyclodeaminase. Bases 95 to 1723 code for a protein of 542 amino acids. Lineage: Eukaryota; Metazoa; Chordata; Mammalia; Scandentia; Tupaiidae. Gene Ontology annotation, molecular function: transferase activity; folic acid binding. The transcript has 14 exons. The record is from RefSeq and is a predicted model, not a curated record.
GCUUCCAGGCACACAAAGGCCCCGCUGGUUGCUGGACUGUGCCAUUCUUUUCCCUCUCUCUGCUCACUGAGAGUAUCCAGAUCCAGGAGCUGGCAUGUCCCAGCUGGUGGAGUGUGUCCCCAACUUCUCAGAGGGAAACAACCAGGAGGUGAUCGAUGCCAUCUCCCGAGCCAUAACACAGACCCCGGGCUGCGUGCUGCUGGACGUGGAUGCUGGCCCCUCCACCAACCGCACUGUCUACACCUUCGUGGGGCGACCAGAGCAUGUGGUAGAGGGGGCCCUCAGUGCUGCCCGGGUGGCCUUUGGGCUCAUCGACAUGAGCAAACACAAAGGGGAACACCCUCGCAUGGGCGCCCUGGACGUGUGUCCCUUCAUUCCUGUGCGGGGCGUUGGCAUGGACGAGUGUGUGCUCUGUGCCCAGGCCUUCGGCCAACGGCUGGCAGAGGAGCUGGAUGUGCCAGUGUACCUCUAUGGCGAGGCAGCACGCACAGACAGUCGCCGGACCCUGCCAGCCAUUCGGGCCGGGGAAUAUGAAGCACUUCCUGAGAAGCUCCGGCAGACCGAGUGGAUGCCUGACUUUGGCCCCAGCUCCUUUGUUCCCCAAUGGGGGGCCACAGUCACGGGGGCACGGAAGUUCCUCAUCGCCUUCAAUAUCAACCUGCUCAGCACCAAGGAGCAGGCCCACCGCAUUGCCCUCAACCUACGGGAGCAGGGCCGUGGGAAGGACCAGCCAGGACGUCUGAAAAAGGUCCAGGGCAUUGGCUGGUACCUGGAUGAGAAGAACCUGGCUCAGGUGUCUACGAACCUUCUGGACUUCGAGGUCACAGGGCUGCACACAGUCUAUGAGGAGGCCUGUAGAGAAGCACAGGAGCUCAGCCUCCCGGUGGUGGGUUCUCAGCUGGUGGGCCUGGUGCCUCUGAAGGCCCUGCUGGAUGCGGCUGCCUUCUACUGUGACAAGGAGAACCUGUUCAUCUUGGAGGAGGAGCACCGCGUCAGGCUGGUGGUCAACCGUCUGGGUCUGGACUCCCUGUCCCCCUUCAACCCUAAGGAGCGGAUCAUUGAGUACUUGGUGCCUGAUGAGGGCCAGCCUGAGAAGAGCCUAGUCAGCAAGUCCUUACGUGCCUUCAUUGGGGACGUAGGUGCCCGCUCAGCGGCCCCUGGGGGUGGCUCAGUGGCUGCUGUUGCUGCAGCCAUGGGUGCAGCUCUGGCCUCCAUGGUAGGCCAGAUGACCUAUGGGCGGCGCCAGUUUGAGCACUUGGAUGCGACAAUGAGGCGCCUGAUCCCACCUUUCCACAUGGCCAUGAGCAAGCUGACUGCGCUAGUGGAUGCCGAUGCUGAGGCCUUUGCUGCCUACAUGGAAGCAAUGAAGCUGCCCAAGAACACCCCUGAGGACAGAGACAGGCGUGCGGCUGCCCUGCAAGAGGGGCUGAGGCAGGCGGUAGCUGUGCCACUGACACUGGCAGAGACGGUAGCAGAGCUGUGGCCAGCACUGCAGGAGCUGGCCCUGUGUGGGAACCUGGCCUGCCGGUCGGACCUGCAGGUGGCAGCCAAAGCCUUGGAGAUGGGUGUGUUUGGUGCAUAUUUCAACGUGCUCAUCAAUCUGAAGGAUGUCACGGAUGAUAUGUUCAAGGACCAGGUCCGCCAGCGUGUCUCCAACCUCCUACAGGAAGCCAAGGCCCAGGCUGCUCUGGUGCUCGACCACCUGGAAACCCGGAAGGAGUGAUGGCUGUGACUUUGGUCCUGUGAUGACAGGGUGGGUGGCCUCUAGACACAGCUUGGGGCCCAGAGAAUAAAGAUGGAGGCUAACGAUAAGGGUGGGGUUGUGGGGUAGACAGGGCCUGUCCUGGAGGGCAGAGGUGCUCACAGGGUCACCCAGAAUGGUUUGGUCAUGUCGCUCUUGGUCACUUGCAGCCUCCAGUAAAUUCUCCAUAUCAAGCCUG